Colossoma macropomum (tambaqui) is the source of this 2781-nucleotide messenger RNA. RefSeq names its product leucine rich repeat and Ig domain containing 2b (gene lingo2b). The transcript has 2 exons. Gene Ontology annotation, molecular function: protein binding. Lineage: Eukaryota; Metazoa; Chordata; Actinopteri; Characiformes; Serrasalmidae. The record is from RefSeq and is a predicted model, not a curated record. Bases 123 to 1946 code for a protein of 607 amino acids.
UGUCGUGGAGACGGAAGGCUGCCCGGGCGCUGUUCUCUCUCUCCUUCUCUCCGGGCUGAUCACUAAGACGCUGACCGCAGGGAGGCUGAUCCUUAUGGCAAGAGCCGCAGCCACAGGUGGUCAUGCUGUUCUCUUUGUUCUCCUGCGCCGUGGGGUUCUCCCUCCUGCCGCUCGUCCUGUUUCCGUGCCCUGCCCAGGCCUGCCCCGCCCGUUGUGAGUGCUCCGUGCCAACGCGCUCCGUCUCGUGCCACCGCAAGCGGCUGGCACAGGUGCCCGAGGGCAUCCCCAUUGAGACGAGGGUGCUGGAUCUGAGCAAGAACCGCCUACGCAUCGUCACUCCGCAGAACUUCUCCUCGCUGCUGCUGCUGGAGGAGCUGGAUCUGAGUAACAACUUGCUGUCGUCAGUGGAACCUGGCAGCUUCCGGGCGCAGCCUCGCCUUCGCACGCUGCGCCUGCGUGCUAACCAGCUGACUCUGCUGCCACGGGGUGCUCUGGCCGGCCUGGGUGAGUUGACCCUGCUGGACGUGAGCCAGAACCGGCUAGUCAUCCUACUGGACUACGGCUUUGAAGAGCAGCGGCGGCUGCGUGUGCUAGAGCUAGCUGACAACGAGCUGGUGUUCAUCGCGCCACGGGCCUUCAGCGGCCUUCCAGCCCUGCGCUCGCUCACCCUGCAACGCUGCAACCUGAGUGCUGUACCUGGCCAUGCCUUGGCCCACCUGCAUGGUCUGACCAGUCUGCGCUUGCGAGAGCUGAACAUCAGUGAGUUGCCACCGCAUGCCUUCAAGGGUCUAGGCCGCCUGCGCUACCUGGAGGUUGAUCACUGGCCAUCCCUGGAGGGGGUACCCAGCCCGGCCUUGCAGGGGCUCAACCUGAGCUCACUUUUCAUCACUCACACCAACCUGUUGGCAGCACCAUCCCUGAGCCACCUGCCCUACCUAACCCACCUCAACCUGUCGUACAGCCGCCUGAGGGUGCUACCAGCCGGGUGGCUCCGUGGGAUGGACCGGCUGGAGGUGGUGCGCGUGCGCCAGGCACAGUUAAAUCGUGUGGAGCCUCAGGCCUUCCAGGGGGCGCUGUCCUUGCGUCUUCUUGACCUCUGCCACAACCGCCUGGCAACACUGGAACGGGCUGUCCUGCCCACUUCUAUGGCCUUGCAGAGUCUCCUGAUUGGUCAGAACCCCUUGGUGUGUGACUGCCGUCUUCGCUGGUUGCUGCAAAGGACUCCACCCCUUCUGUAUGGAGAUGUGGAGCCUCAGUGCAGUGCCCCCACUGCCCUGGCUGGUAAACCCUUCGGCAGCAUAAUGGAACCACUGCUUUCUCGCUACGUCAUCUGCACCAAGCCAAGGGUCAUUUCCAUGUCCACACACCCAACCCAGGCUGAGGAGGGCCAGAGGGCCUGGCUGUACUGUGCAGCAGAAGGAGCCCCAUCCCCUUCUGUCUCUUGGCUGACGCCACACAGGCGCCACAUCACCACUAAGAGCACAGGCAGGGUAGUCGCCCAUGGCAACGGCUCACUGGAGUUCCGGGUGGCUGAGCCCCAGGACAGCGGCGUUUAUGUAUGUGUGGCAUCCAACCCAGCAGGUAACGCCACUCUAUCUAUAACGUUGGCUGUCAAAAGCCUGGGCAUCAGGGACGGCGCCCUCUAUGCCAACCGCAGCUUCCUUUUUGACCCCGAUUACAACAGCUCCCUCAUCAACGGCACAGAGCGCUACACCAUCCGGAUGGUGCUGGACUUCACCACCAUCCUGGUCUCCACAGCCAUGGGCUGCCUCAGCUUCCUAGGCGUGGUCCUCUUCUGCUUUUUGCUGCUGUUUGCCUGGAGCCGGGGCAAAGGCAAGCACAGAGGCAGCGUGGACAUUCAGUAUGUCCCCCGCAAGAGGAAAGGAGCCAACAGCGAGCUCACAGAGACCAGUGGCCCCAGACGGGUCAACAUGAAGAUGAUCUAAAAGCUGAACGGUUCUGAAAAAAGGGGAAAAGUCAAAUGACAUGUGAGCGCGCGCGCGCGAGAGAGAGAGAGAGACUUGUGACAGUGAUACUGUAGCUAGUAGAUGUUGGGAAGAUAAGCACAUAACAUUUCGGUUAGAGUUGUGUGCUUUAGUGUGAAUGUAUGUAUGCGUGUGUAUAGAAAUAUACUAUAUGAGUUCAUGGGCAUGUGUGUGUGUGCCUGUAUUACAAGGAUGUAUUCAAUUGUGAGAGUUUACACAUGCUAUACAAACAGAAUCACUUAUCCAAAAAAAGUAUUUGCGCGUCUUCUGCGAUGCUUUGUCUCUGGACAGCAUUGUUUGGACAGUGCAGACGUGUGCAGAGGUCAAGUCGUUGUAUAAAGCUCAUAUUUGUGAGGGAAAAAGUAGUCUAUUUAUAUACAUAUAUUUUAAGUUCCAUUAUUAUUAACCUUCAAACCGCUGCAAAAACUCAAGUCGUCUUCCCCAGCAAGCAAAGUAUCUACUGGAAAAAGCCUCAGCAGUGCUGUGUUGUGAAGUGUUUGGUUUUCGCUCCGAAUCGCUGUUCUCUCCUGGGAGAUCCUCUAGUUAGCAGAGCCUCUGGGGGAAGCAGAGAGUCGUCUGCCAUUUCGUCGUGAAGAUGUUACAAUGUGAGGGCUUAUUUGACAUGGUGGGUUCCGGGGGCUGUGUUUGUGACUCAGUGGAAAUCUGUGAAAAUGUUUCUUUUUUUUUUUUGAUGGUCUGUCAAAUGCUGCUCAAAUGUUUUUACAUAAUAAAUAUCUCGGUAUAUUUUCCAAAGAAAAUAAAUAUGAAUCAUAUAGCUUGAUUGUUGUUAACAUUA